ACUCUCGUGAUCGGUCGGCAUCGCAUCGUAGACGCCCCUCCCUUCUCCUUUCUGACUUCACACGCUACGCCUCUACACUCCUUGCUAUCGAAGGCCUAGACUAGCCCACGUCUCAAUCUCGCUCUCAUCGUACUAGCAGCGCACCGCUUCUUCUUCUUCUUCUUCCUUUGAUUCCGCCCUCAAUCACUUCACCGCAUCACCACCAUGUCGUCCACUCGUCCUCAGAAUGUCGGCAUCAAGGCCAUGGAGAUCUACUUCCCUAAGAGGUGCAUCUCCCAAGACGCUCUUGAAGACUUCGACGGAGCGCCCAAGGGCAAGUACACGAUUGGCUUUGGCCAGAAGUACAUGGCAACCUGUGACGACCGCGAGGACAUCAACUCCUUCCUCUUGACCGUCACACAAAACCUCAUCGAGAAGUACAAUGUCGACCCCAAGUCCAUCGGACGCCUCGAUGUGGGAACCGAGACGAUCAUCGACAAGUCCAAGUCGGUCAAGACUGUCCUCAUGGAGCUCUUCAAGGCGUCGGGCAACUCAGACAUUGAGGGACUCGACUCUAAGAACGCUUGCUACGGAUCGACGGCCGCGCUCUUCAACGCUAUCAAUUGGGUCGAAAGCUCGUCGUGGGAUGGCAGGGACGCCAUUGUUACCGCGGGUGACAUUGCCAUCUACGCUGAGGGGUCUGCUAGACCCGUCGGUGGUGCUGGCGCCGUCGCCUUCCUCAUUGGCCCCGAUGCUCCCAUCGCCUUUGAGCCCAUCCACGGCACUCACAUGGCCAACAACUGGGACUUCUACAAGCCCGACCUCAACUCCGAGUACCCCACUGUCGACGGACCCGAGACGAUUCAGACGUACCUCGGUGCUCUCGACCGCGCCUAUGACGCCUACCGAGCAAAGGCCGCCAAGGCAGGCAAGCUGGCUGGCGCCAAUGGCGUCAACGGCACUGCUGCCCCUGGCGCCAAGGUUGACGACUUUGACUACACCAUCUUCCACUCUCCCUACGGAAAGCUCGUCCAGAAGGGCUUCGGUCGUCUCGUCUACAACGACUACCUCUCCGACCCUACCAACUCUGCUUAUGCUUCUAUCCCGGAGUCGUUCAAGGACCUGGACCGCCAGUCGACGAUCACGAACAAGGAAGUCGAGAAGGCCUUUGCCGCCCACACCAAGCAGAUGCAAGCCUCUAAGCUCGAGCCUACAAACGACACCGUCCGCCGUGUAGGCAACAUGUACACCGCCUCCCUGUACGGCGGUCUUGGCUCCCUCAUCUCCAACGUCUCCUCCGCAGACAUGCAGGGCAAGCGCAUCCUUUUCUACGCCUUCGGAUCAGGCUGUGCCGCCUCCGUCUUCUCGGCCAAGGUCGUCGGAGACGUCAGCCACAUCAAGGAGAAGAUGCAGCUCCAAGAGCGCCUGGCCGCCAUGGAGGUCGUGCCGUGCCAGACGUACGUGGAUGCGCUCAAGAUGAGGGAGGAGACGCACAACAAGGUUGACUUUGAGCCCAAGGGUGAUGUCAAGGAUGUGUGGGAGGGAGCCUUCUACUUGGAGAAGAUUGACAAGACCUGGAGGCGGUCCUACGGAAGGAAGGGGAGCGAGAUGAAGAUUAGCGCUCUUCCUCAGCACUAGGUGGAUGGAUGGGUGAGAAUAUGUGAAGGGGCCAAUCGAGGAAGAGGGGGAAGAACAUGGCAGAGAGAAGGAUUAGCGGGUGCGGCAUUGUAGAUCGCUGAAAAGCAGCGACUCGAAUCCUGUUGUCGUCAUCGUAUGCAUUCGCAGAAUGCAUGAGACGAAUGAGCCCCAGCCGCAGCACUGUGCAGUGUCGUGAAGAGCGAUCGGUGCAGUCUUCGUGUCGUAGAGCAGCUACGCCAUGUUACAUUACAGAGUACAAAUUGGACCCUCCUCCCGUUCAUCAGUGGUGAUUGUCCCUCCUUAUUGACCCUUUUCUCAAUCGACCUCCGCCAUCAUCGUCUCCUUGGUCCAGGUCGCUCCCCUCUCGUUAGGCGAGUCCUUCGAGGUACUCUUGGUCCUAGGCGCACUCGACAGCUUACUCUCAUCGAACAGAUGAG
Molecule: messenger RNA, 2054 nt
Organism: Jaminaea rosea
Lineage: Eukaryota; Fungi; Basidiomycota; Exobasidiomycetes; Microstromatales
Product: hydroxy methylglutaryl-CoA synthase
Exons: 4
Coding region: 205-1617 (470 amino acids)
Biological process (GO): ergosterol biosynthetic process; acetyl-CoA metabolic process
Molecular function (GO): hydroxymethylglutaryl-CoA synthase activity
Source: RefSeq, a predicted model, not a curated record